AUGUCGCUCGCACGCGCUUUCACCACUCGCAAGGCCCGCAUGGGCAGCGACGUGAGUGACUACACCAAGUCGCCCCAGCGCAGCAACUCGACUCGCAACCACAACAACUCUCAGACGAUGCGUAGCAAGAUCUCAGGUCCCAUCCAGCUUGUCCACACCACCAACAUGCUCUCCUACAACGCCCCCGAUCUUCCCCGUCCCGCUCUCCGCAGCAAGGCGUCAAUCCGAUCCACAGACUCCGAGUCUCCAUCUGAAGCUCCUUCCGUUGAAUCCUCGCCGCCAACCAGCCCUGAGGUCUCCCCAGUCGAGGAGUGCCCCGGUCCCCGGCCUAACCAUCUGUCAACCUACUUCAUGGUCCCCGACAAGAGCCCCAUCUUGACAGCUGAUGCUCCCGCCAUUCCCAGGAGAUCGCCUUCCCACACCAAGCAGAACUCGUAUGAGAGCCUUGCCCGCCACCGAUCUACCUCGCGCAUGUCCAAGGAUUCGGACCACUCCGUGUCAACCAAGGCUAGCUUCAGCUUCUCGCGAACUUCUUCCACAUCCACCCGUGCCUCUUCAGCUUCCUCCCUGUCCAACGGUCAGAGCCAAAAACCCGCCCCUCCCCCAGUUCCCUCGCCCGCAGUACGCCCAGCUUUCCAGCAGCGAAUCAAGGAGGCACAUCCCUUUGGCCAGGAGCUAGCCCAGGUCACCGAAUUGGCCGAGGAGUACGGAGCCCGAAGCAACACCAAGAUCGACGAGGAAGACAACGUCUACAUCAAGACCAGGGGCCUUGUCAAAUUCACUGCCGACGACUACAUCAACGACGUUCAAAACCUGAUCAACAGCUUCUUCCCGGAAAUGGCCCACGCCAAGCCUGCCGCCCCCCUGUGGAUCUAA
Molecule: messenger RNA, 876 nt
Organism: Ilyonectria robusta
Lineage: Eukaryota; Fungi; Ascomycota; Sordariomycetes; Hypocreales; Nectriaceae
Exons: 1
Coding region: 1-876 (291 amino acids)
Source: RefSeq, a predicted model, not a curated record